Messenger RNA from Pseudogymnoascus destructans, 2610 nucleotides. RefSeq lists its product as uncharacterized. NCBI's taxonomy places the organism in Eukaryota, Fungi, Ascomycota, Leotiomycetes, Thelebolales, Thelebolaceae. The transcript is spliced from 2 exons. The coding region runs from base 589 to 2610 and encodes 673 amino acids. The record is from RefSeq and is a predicted model, not a curated record.
UUCCCAUCCCAUCCACCUCCUUCCUCGUCCAUUGCCUCGCUGUCCACCAUCUGAAGUUGUGAACCCAUCCACCACCGCCACACCAUCGUCAUCUUUUGUCGCAUUUCCUUCCUUUCGGUAAUUUUAAAACCAUCGGCCCUCUGAUGACCACCGUGAUGGUUUCACCGUGGCCGCUGGCCCUAUCGCUGUUCCUGCCCCUCCCCCUCGCUUGGGCCCAGUCCACGGGAUGGGUCCAUAACGAGCUUAAUACGACCAUGUGCACAUGGUCCCUGCCUCGCGGUAUGAUGGAUAGAAGCCAAUCCAUAACUCUUUCUGACAACUCUCAGUGGGCGUCAUUCGGGAUACGGCCUAUAUCGACGGUGGUCAAUUAUACUGGCAGCCUUUGCUGAAAGACGGCUCACCCCAUGAGCUUGUCCAAGAUCGUAAGUGAGAACCACCAUUGCAAGCCCCAAACUAACCAGCCCAGAAUUUCAUCAUGGGCUUGUCUAUACCCUAAACUUCAGCACGCCCUUCAAGACCUCAGACAACUUCUCCGAGGUGCUGACGCCCAUCACGGCCGUCACCGGUGCCUCAAACGACAUCAAGCCGAUGUACUACGACGGCGCCCUCCUCGCCAAUGACGGCGAGUUCCUCGCAUAUGGAGGUCUGUUCACUGCUCUCGCGGUCGUAUCGGCUCCGGACGCCAGCUCAACAUUCGGAUACCAGCGCUACUGGUACGGCGGCAACGGUAAGAAGUUUGAGCCGGGCUUUCUUCUCAACACACAAAUCACUGCGGGCAUCACGCGCUAUGUUGGGUUUGGCGCUGGCGUCAGCGUGCCGUCGGAGAAUAAGGGCUAUUACUUUGGAGGCAUGAGCUCGAAGAGCCAGGGCCCGGUCAACUACCCGUCUGGCAAUACCACGACUGAUCCGACGACGUAUUCGAGGGAUCUAAUCUCGGUCGAUAUGGCGACGCAGAUGGAGGAGGUGUGGACGAACGAUACCAUCAAGUCGACUGUUCCAGGCCGUGCCAGUCCAGAGAUGGUCUGGGUGCCGGUAGGGAAGAGUGGGUUGCUGGUCGUUAUUGGAGGUGUCGUUGAUCCCGUGUUUGCAAAUGCGUCCUUCACUCUCACUGCCGAGAAGAUGGCUAAUAGCCAACUCAAAAGCCCCGCAUUUCUCACCACAGUCUCGGUCUACGAUAUCGAGUCUAAAAGCUGGUUCCAGCAGGACACGACUGGGGGGCCGAAAGAUACGGCCUGGACGCAGGGAUGCACAGUUGUUGCCUCGGCCCCCGACGGGUCAAGUCACAACAUCUACUACUACGGCGGCUUCGACGGCAUCAGUCUGCGCGCACCUUUCAAUGAUGAAGUCUGGAUUCUGUCCUUGCCGAGCUUCACAUGGAUGAAGGCGGCCGUAGGUAGAUCCGGCCACGGCCGCGCCGGCCACCGCUGCAUCAAACCCUACCCGGACCAAAUGAUCGUGCUAGGCGGCUACCCCGCCAACGGCGGAACAGCACAAACUUGUGUCACAGGAGGGAUUGUCCAGCUCUUCAACCUCACCUCGCUGGAGUGGAUAGACUCCUACGACCCCCGGGUGUGGAGUAACUACACCGUCCCCUCCGUGCUCACCGCCGCCAUAUCCAGCUCCGCAGCCACGAAAUGGCUUAACGCCUCCCUUGCCACAAUCUUCAAAACCUCGUAUGACACCACGAAAAUCACACCUUGGUAUCCCUACGCUUACACCAACACCCCUACCGACCCCACAAACCCCCCUAUCCCUACCUCAGCCACCGUACCUGCCCCGGGAGGCGGGACGCCCAAAUGGCUCGCUCCCGUCCUCGGCGUCGUCCUCGGCGUCGUCCUCCUCUCCGCCCUCGCAAUCGCAUUCCUCGUCUACCGCCGACGCCGCUACUUCCACCGUCGGGAUAGCGCGGCCGCUACGUCGGAGGUGAACCGGAAUCGGAUACUCAGCUGGGUGUGGGGACAUGAUGCGAAAGCUGGGACUGUGACGAGUGAUGAGACACCGAGUACGGCGUUUGAUGACGAUGGGACGGGGGCGGGGGGUGGGGGAAGAAGUGGAAGUGGUGGGAGGCAUUUGAGCACGGGGACGGUGCCGAGUGUGAAUGUGGUGGAGGCGGGGGGGAAUAUGGUGUAUGAGCUGCCGGGGACGACUCAGGUGCAGGAGCUGAGCGCGGCGGGGUUGACGUAUGUACCCAUCGCUGCUGGGGGGGCGGGGGAACUGCAUCCCAGUCCAUCAGUAGCCUCAACAGCAUCAAGAAGCAGCAAGCCCAGCGCUGAUGGGGCGGGCGUGGUCUCGCCCCAAGGGGAGUCUCCGGGGAGGGAAAGGGACUCACAGGGCCUGAGUGUGGGGAGUGCGGCGGAAGGAAGAGAAUCCCCCGGCAGCGGCCUCGGCAAAGGAGAACUUGAUGGUGGUGCCGGCGCGGGAGAGAGGAGACGCAGCGGACCUGUUACGCCGAGGGGGGAGAGGUGGGGGAGUAUGGGUAGUGUGGGGGAGGGGGAGAUGAGCUCGACGGGGGGAUUGAGUCCGGAUGUUGGGUCUGAUGGGGGGAGUGCGGGGGGUGCGGGGAGGAGGAGGAAGAGUGCUUUUGGGGAGAUGUUGGAUGAGGAGAAGUGA